ACCUUGGCUUGCUUUGCAGCGAGCUUGGCCAACUUCUCCUUCUUCUUCUCUUCAUUCUUAAUUUGAUUUUUGGUCUUUGGCUGGUCUGCCUGUGGUUCUUGCGCGUUGUCGGCCAUGUUGGAUGCAAAGCAGGAUGAAUAUUUGACGAGUUGUUUGGUUACAGCAAUUUUUAACUACCAGACGGAGUUUUUGUGACUCAUUUUUGCUUGUCGCAGGACUGUGUUUCUUUCGAUUGACAAGGUCCAAAGAAAAGUUUGAGUCAUUGUGAGACACUAGAUGAAAGGCAUGCUAGUAUGGCUCCCAACGAAAUUACUCCAGUGCCCAACAUAAACACCCAAAAGUCUCCUAAUGCCCCCAAGAUCCACACAAAAUUUGUGGUAGGAGUAUGUGCUUUGGACACCAAAGCGCGAUCCAAGCCUAUGCGCAAUAUCUUGAACCGAUUGCUCGAUCGUGGAGACUUCGAGACGGUUGUAUUUGGCGAUAAUGUUAUUUUGAACGAAGACGUUGAGGACUGGCCAUACUGCGACUUUCUCAUAUCCUUCUUCUCCAACGGAUUUCCUUUGGAAAAGGCCAUUGCUUAUACUAAACUACACAACCCUUUCCUUAUCAAUUCUCUGGAAAUGCAGAUUCUUCUCUGGGACAGACGUCUGGUUCUGUCAUUAUUGGAUGCUGUGGGUGUCCCUACGCCAAAACGUCUGACUGUCAGCCGGGACGGAGGACCCCGCUUACCCGAAGACCUGGCCGCAUCCUUGGCAAAAUCUUAUGGCAUGAAUGUCAACCAGCCUGUUCCAACGCAUGAAGCUAAAAUGAUCGAUAGCGACACCAUUGAAGUGGACGGAAAAACCAUGAAAAAGCCUUAUGUUGAGAAGCCGGUGGACGGAGAAAAUCAUAAUAUCAAUAUAUAUUAUGAUAAAGCUCACGGGGGCGGUGGACGCAGGUUGUUCAGGAAGGUCGGGAACAAGUCUAGCGAAUACGACAAGGAACUCUCUCACCCAAGAACCGAAGGAUCCUAUAUUUACGAGCAAUUUAUGAGCGUCGACAACGCUGAGGAUGUCAAAGUGUACACCAUUGGUCCAAAUUUUGUGCACGCUGAAACGCGAAAGUCUCCAGUGGUCGAUGGUGUAGUGAGGCGUAAUACCGACGGAAAGGAAGUUCGUUAUAUUACCGAGUUGUCUCCCGACGAGAAAGAAAUGGCUCGUAAGAUCACCAUAGCUUUUGGCCAAACCAUCUGUGGUUUCGAUUUACUGCGGGUAGGUGGUCGAUCCUAUGUCAUUGAUGUCAAUGGCUGGUCUUUUGUGAAGGGAAAUGAUAACUAUUACGACAACUGCGCCAAAAUUUUGAGCGACAUGUUCCACGAAGUCAUUCGCAAGAAAUGGAGACUAUCGCCCGUCCAGGAAUUAAGACCAUCUAUCGAGACUUCGUUUGAAAAUACCUGGAGACUCAAAGGUUUUCUCGUGGUGUUCCGACAUGCUGAUCGCACCCCAAAGCAGAAAAUGAAGUUCACUUUCAAAAGUCAGCCGUUUAUGGAUUUGCUAGGUGGCAGUACCGAAGAAGUCAUUCUUCGCCAAGAGCAUCAGUUGAAACUGGUCGCUCAAGCUACAGCUAAAGCCAUAGAAAUUGGCAGUGAGUCUCGGGAAAAUCUACUGCCCUUGAAAGAGAUUUUAGACAACAAGAGUAGCCUACCCGGCACAAAAGUCCAGUUGAAGCCGAGCAUCAACAAAGAAGACGGAAAGGUUCAAAAGCUACAGUUGAUUGUGAAAUGGGGUGGCGAAUUCACCCACGCCGCUUUACAUCAAUCUCGAGAUUUAGGAGACAAUAUGCGAAAAGACAUCAUUGUCAUGAAUCGGCAGCUGCUGGAUAACGUGAAGAUCUACACGAGCUCGGAAAGACGUGUUCGAGCCACCGCUGAUGUGUUUGCCUCCAGUUUCCUCAACACAGCAGAAAUCCCAAAAAAUAUGGUGGUGACCAGCAAAGCCUUGUUGGACGAUAGCAAUGCUGCCAAGGAGCCCAUGGACAAAGCCAAGGCUGAACUUCGAGAACUUUUGAAAGAGGAAGGCAACCAGGCCAACUGGAGAGAUUACAUGUGGCCAAAGGACAUACCUGAACCAAGAAUUGUUGUUGAUCGGGUUAUAGACAUACUCCAUAGAAUGCGGGACACCAUGCAUAAGAAUUGGACAAAACUGGACGUAGACAACAUUCAGGCUCGAUGGUGCUGUAAUGAGACUGCCAACCUCUAUAGAGAACGCUGGGAAAAACUGUUCAAGGAAUGUUGUGAUGUUGAAAAAGGUCACUGGGACCCAUCCAAGGUGUCAGAACUGUAUGAUUCUUUGAAAUACGAUGCCCUGCACAACCGAACCUUUCUGGAAACCAUCUUCGUUGACCCCAAUGCCAAAGCAGGAGAAGCUGGCUCAUUGGAAGAACUGAAAGAGCUCUUCAAGAUGGCCAGUGCCUUAUUCGAUCUGAUUGCCCCUCAAGAAUAUGGUGUUACUGCUGAAGAAAAAUUAGAAAUCGGUCUCCUUACCAGUUUGCCAUUGCUCAGGAAGAUCCUGAGUGAUCUUGAAGAUAUUAGAACAGCCGAAGGACCACGGACUCGGUUCUAUUUCACAAAAGAAUCCCAUGUGCAUACACUACUCAAUGUUGUAUUCCAGUCACAACUACCAACCCUGCUUCAGCGAAAUGAUAUUCCUGAGCUUGAUUAUCUUACACAAAUUACAUUUGAACUCUACGAACGAAACAUUAAUCCUGAUCGACGCAGUAGCCAUAGUACCAGCCCUGUCGCUGGCAGCCCUCUUACCAGUAGCCCAGCUCGAAGUAGUCCCAUCCAGCCUGAAAAAGAGUAUUCUCUACGCAUUUCUUACUCACCCGGAGCCAACUACCCCAAUAUUAUGGACUUGCAAAUGGAUGCUAAGCACUGUUUGAAUGUCGCUCGACGACGGUAAGUGGUUACCCCG
Messenger RNA from Umbelopsis ramanniana AG, 2951 nucleotides. RefSeq lists its product as uncharacterized. Bases 294 to 2939 code for a protein of 881 amino acids. Gene Ontology annotation, molecular function: metal ion binding; diphosphoinositol pentakisphosphate kinase activity; inositol hexakisphosphate kinase activity. Gene Ontology annotation, cellular component: cytosol. The record is from RefSeq and is a predicted model, not a curated record. The transcript has 8 exons. Lineage: Eukaryota; Fungi; Mucoromycota; Umbelopsidomycetes; Umbelopsidales; Umbelopsidaceae. Gene Ontology annotation, biological process: inositol phosphate biosynthetic process; inositol metabolic process.